CGGUCGGGGAAGCGCGAUGAAGGCGGCGGGAAGAACUAAAACUCCGAGGAAACAUGCAUUUAAAAAAGUGUCUAACAAUAGUUUGAAGGAUCCCGUUGGGGUGUAUUGCCGGAUCCGCCCAGUCGGUGUCCCAAACCAAGAGUGUUGCAUAGAAGUGAUCAGCAGCACAACAGUCCAGGUUCACUCACCUGAUGGGUACCGUAUUGCCCGUAAUGGAGAAUAUAAAGAGGUUCAGUAUUCAUUUAAAGAAGUAUUUGGCACAAGCAUUUCUCAGAAACAUGUAUUUGAUGUGAUUGCUAAACCUCUAGUGGAAGAUCUUAUCCAUGGAAAAAAUGGUCUCCUCUUUACGUAUGGAGUCACGGGGAGUGGAAAAACGCACACCAUGACUGGCUCCCCAGGGGAGGGAGGUCUGCUUCCUCGUUGCUUGGACAUGAUCUUCAAGAGCAUAGGGCCCUUUCAGGCCAAGCGCUACGUUUUCAAACUUGAUGAUAAGAAUGGAGUCGAGGUACAAUGCGAUGUGGAUGCUUUACUUGAACGCCAUAAAAGAGAAGCACUUCCAGUUCCCAAGACACCGGUGGGCAAGCGACAGAUAGACCCUGAAAUUGCUGACAUGAUCAAUGUGCAAGAUAAUUGUAAACCGGAGGAUGUUGAUGAAGACAGUGUCUACAGCGUGUUUGUGUCUUACAUUGAAAUCUAUAAUAACUACAUUUAUGAUCUUUUGGAUGAAUCCCCUUUUGAUCCCACAAAACCAAAGUUUCCUCAAUCCAAAAUUCUCCGUGAGGAUCAAAAUCACAACAUGUAUGUUGCAGGUUGCACUGAGGUAGAAGUUAAAUCUACAGAAGAAGCCUUUGAAGUGUUUUGGAGAGGCCAAAAGAAGAGGCGCAUUGCACACACUCAACUGAAUAGGGAGUCGAGUCGUUCGCACAGUGUAUUUCUAAUUAAACUGGCUCAGGCUCCUCUCAGUGCAGAUGGAGAUAAUGUUCUGCAGGAGAGAGAGUUAAUAUCCUUGAGCCAGUUAUCACUGGUUGAUCUAGCAGGGAGUGAGAGAACAAACAGAACCAAAGCUGAAGGAAACAGACUCCGUGAAGCUGGUAAUAUCAAUCAAUCACUGAUGACAUUAAGAACCUGUAUAGAAGCUCUGCGAGAGAACCAAACCUAUGGGACCAAUAAGAUGGUCCCUUACCGAGACUCCAAACUGACUCAUCUUUUUAAGAAUUAUUUUGAUGGUGAGGGUAAAGUGCGUAUGAUUGUCUGCGUGAAUCCAAAGGCAGAAGACUACGAUGAGAGUUUGCAAGUCAUGAGAUUUGCAGAAAUCACCCAAGAAGUGGAGGUUGCACGACCUGCUGACAAACCUCUGUGUGGACUAACUCCUGGUCGGCGAUUUAAGAACCAGGCUUUCACGGAGGAGCUCUCCCGACAGCUGGAAAUCCGAGGUGGACCAGUUGAUGGAGACAGAGGCCCCUGGGUCAGAGAAUUGCUCCUGCAGAGCUUCCCUCCAGUGCCCUCUUGUGAACUUCUGGACAUCAAUGAUGACCAGACCUUGCCUCGAGUGAUUGAAGUACUUGAAAAGCGGCACCACAUCCGGCAGAAGCUUUCAGAAGAGUUUGUCAAAAAGGUUCUCUGUGUAAAGAACAUGUUGCAAGAACUUGAUGCCAGCAUUGUAUCCAAAGAAAACUUUGCACACGUGAAAGUAGCUGAAAGAGACAAAAUCAUAACAGGACAGAAAACUGAGAUUGAGCGACUAGAGAAGAAAGCAAAAACUCUGGAAUAUAAGAUUGAUAUCCUGGAGAAAACAACAUCAAUUUACGAAGAAGAGAAGCGCAAUUUGCAUCAGGAACUAGAAAGCAAGAGUCAAAAGCUGCAGCGUCAAGUUUCAGACAAGCGUAGACUAGAAGCUCGUUUGCAGGGCAUGGUGACAGAGACGACAAUGAAAUGGGAAAAGGAAUGUGAGCGGCGUGUGGCAGCCAAGCAACUGGAGAUGCAGAACAAGCUUUGGGUGAAAGAUGAGAAGCUAAAGCAGCUAAAAGCCAUCGUCACAGAACCUAAGAGUAACAAACCCGAAAGGCCUUCACGGGAAAAGGAUCGGGAGAAAGCUCUGCAAAGAUCCUUGUCACCUCCUCCAGUACCUUUUUCUAGUAACUGUAUCACUCACCUGCCUAACAACCAUGAUCCGCCUGCCAGAAGCCAGCCACAGCUGCAUAGGCGUUCAAAUUCUUGUAGCAGCAUUUCCGUGGCUUCCUGCGUCUCGGAGUGGGAGCAGAGAACACCUACUCAGCACAGCAAGCCUCCUGGCAAGGGUGACAGUGGCCUCCCUAGAGCCAGGAGUAGACUACAGGAGCCAGAACAAGCCAGGCCCUGGGUUAUGUCAGACAGAAGGCGAGGCAUGUGCUGGACAGGAGUCCUGGCAGCUUCCAGCACUAGAGGGCCCCUAGAGCUAGAAGAGGACUUGUGCUGCAGGACUGCUCCUCCUGUUCGCCUUCGUCACAGGCGGUCUCGCUCGGCAGGGGAGAGGUGGGUGGACCACAAACCUCCUUCCAAUAUCCAGACUGAAACAGUCAUGCAGCCGCACGUCCCCCACGCCAUCAUGGUAACCUCUGCAAACGAGAAGGCACUGGCAAAGUGUGACAAAUACAUGCUGACACACCAGGAGUUGGCCUCUGAUGGGGAGAUCGAGACAAGGCUGAUCAAGGGUGAUGUUUUCAAGACCAGGGGAGGUGGACAGGCUGUUCAGUUCACUGAAAUAGAGACCUUGAAACAAGAAUCACCAACAGGACGCAAGCGGCGAUCCUCUCCGUCAAGCCCUCCCCUCCCCGAGGAGGCUUCCGAGUCAGAAUGGACUGAUGUGGAAACACGGUGUUCAGUCGCAGUGGAGAUGAAGGCAGGUUCCCACCUUGGACCUGGCUAUCAACAUCACGCUCAGCCCAAACGCAGGAAACCAUGAAGCUUUGAGAUUUCUGCUGGGGCUACUUUUCCAAAUAAAUUUUCAGGCUACAUAGCUGGCUAUGCUAGAAAGUGACAAAAGGGAAAUUAAAUAAAAAAAGUGCUUCUCUUGACCCGCAUCUACAUCAUGACUUUGAGGAAGAUGACCUCAUUUUAUUAUUUUAUGCAUUUCUUUGUCUCCUUGUAAGGUUUUUGCCUCAUUUUUCUUCCCGUGCUUCAACGCUUGUUUCCAUGUCUACCUUUAGGGGACAAUGUAUUAGACUGUUACUAUUUAUUUGUCAUCAUGCACUUUAGUAUCUCUGGGUAGCGUUUUGAAAGUUGCUUUUAGAAACGGCUGUCUUUUGGGUUUCCUUUAAAACUAUGGUGCUUUCCUCAGGAAUGUUGUAUACAGGAGACAGCUCCACAAUUGACAGUUUUGUUUUCUGCCAUAUAAUUGAACUAAUAGGAAUGGUUCUUUGCUAUACAGAAUUUCAGUGUAUCAUGAUGAUUAGACAACUUUGUAGUGGCAGACCCACAGCUGUUGUGAUUUUGUCAAUUGAAUUUGCAAAUAAAAAAUUCAUUCAUAGCUUCCUACACUCUGCCCUUUCUGAUCUGCCCUGGCCAUAUUGAGAGGAAGGAUCAUUUAUUCAGAGCGUUGCAAAACAGAAGGGUUCCUGUUCCCUCCAUCACAUUCUGUAUAAACACAUUUUGAAGGCCAAAACAUUCACGAGGUUAUGCAAUGAGAAAGUUUUAAAAAUUCAUGUAGCAUGCGCUAGCCACACCACUAAAAGGAAUAACAUUGCUGUUGCCAUUGCUACGAAG
Molecule: messenger RNA, 3741 nt
Organism: Protobothrops mucrosquamatus (brown spotted pit viper)
Lineage: Eukaryota; Metazoa; Chordata; Lepidosauria; Squamata; Viperidae
Gene: KIF23
Product: kinesin family member 23
Biological process (GO): microtubule-based movement
Cellular component (GO): microtubule; nucleus; kinesin complex
Molecular function (GO): microtubule motor activity; ATP hydrolysis activity; microtubule binding
Source: RefSeq, a predicted model, not a curated record